UUGUGAUUUAUAUUAAUAUACCUAUAUAUACUUCGAGUCUAUUUCAAACGUGAAAACUAAAGGAUUCUAAGAAAAAAUUUUGAGAAGCUCGAAGGCGUCCACAAAUUCGGGGGGCAACAACAAUAUUAUUGGCAUUGAUCGAUUUUCGCAAAUUCACAAUUGAGCGAAGGACUAGUCGUACUGCAUCGUGAACAUCUCACAGUUAACGUUAACGUUGCAGAGAUAUUUGCGGACUUGGUAUUUCUGAGAAAAAUAAAAUAUUAAAAAUGGAUAAGUCCUUAGCUGCAGACCGUUUUUGGGUGGAUAAAGCAAAUUGCCAUAAUGCUGAACGUCAAUAUCACGAACUUUUGAGCAAACAGGAAAAGGUCAAACAAUUAAGCGGCAAAGGGUACUUGAAUGGUGUACAAGAGCCCGCUUGCAAAUUGAAAAAAGUAAAGAAAAUGAAAAAUAAAAAGAAUGAAUAUGUAGCGAAACUAACGGAAAUAUCUACAAAUUCUGAAAGUGAAGAGAGGCUUUUACUAACGGGCUCCCAGGUCAAUGCUCCAUUUGAAUCAAUAAAACUAGUUGGAAAACCAAUUGAAGUUUCGUCUAAACCAAUUGGAGAAAAACCCAAGAAAAGAAAUAGGGGUGCAAAGAAAAAUGCUGAUGUGCUGGUUAGCAACAUUUAUGCUUGUAAUACCUUUCGUUUGGAAAUUAUAAAAUUUAUUAUUUUCACUAGUAGUUGAAGUCGUCGCACCGCCCGAAUUUCAUUUUUUUUUAU
Messenger RNA from Ceratitis capitata (Mediterranean fruit fly), 760 nucleotides. RefSeq lists its product as uncharacterized. NCBI's taxonomy places the organism in Eukaryota, Metazoa, Arthropoda, Insecta, Diptera, Tephritidae. The record is from RefSeq and is a predicted model, not a curated record. The transcript is spliced from 3 exons. The coding region runs from base 267 to 725 and encodes 152 amino acids.